Xyrauchen texanus (razorback sucker) is the source of this 1268-nucleotide messenger RNA. RefSeq names its product serine/threonine-protein kinase 19-like. Lineage: Eukaryota; Metazoa; Chordata; Actinopteri; Cypriniformes; Catostomidae. Bases 215 to 991 code for a protein of 258 amino acids. The record is from RefSeq and is a predicted model, not a curated record. Gene Ontology annotation, biological process: positive regulation of Ras protein signal transduction; protein phosphorylation. Gene Ontology annotation, molecular function: protein serine/threonine kinase activity. The transcript is spliced from 6 exons.
GAAGAGUCUCUGUCAACCGUUUGAUAAACUCUGAACUAUUUAUUCAGACAUGUUAUCAAACUUUCCUAAAACAGCGGAAUAGAAAUAUUCUACUAUAUCAACGUGUUCAUCUUUCACAUUGCUGCGAUGAUCCACACUAGCAUAGAAGCUAUAUUAGGACAAGUAAAAUCUAAAUAAACAUUAUCUCUGCUAAUAGCUUGACAGUCAGUAAGAAAUGAACAGAAAAAGAGCUUUAAUCGCAGAUACAUUCUGUUUAAUGAAGAAACGCAGAUCUGGAGCUGACAGUGUUAUUGGGGAGAUUCAAGACGGUUUGACUGAUAUCAGAUCAAGCUUGCAAUGCCUCAUGACGCUGUUUUCACGCAAACUCUUCAACGACACUCUUCCUCCUGUGGUGUUAAAACAUCAGCUGUACAGUUUACACAAUGACAAAACCUUAGUGGACAAGCAGCUGAAUGAAAUGAGAGAAAACGGCGAGUUGUUGAUGUUCCAGAUGGGAUUCGACUCUGAGGCCUUUGCUUUGGUGUUUUCUGAAGACUACAGAUCCAAAGUUCUUCAGGGGGAGGCAGGCAGAGAGAGUCUCGGAACUGUAGAGAAAUUUCUGGAUAAACUAAUUCCCGCCUGCUCCGAUUUGAGCUUCAACAAAGAGAAAAUGCUAAAAGAGUUCCUCUUUACAGAUUCUGAGAUCACGCAGCUGGUGAAAUCAGGUGUGCUGACCGUGAGGGAUGCGGGCAGCUGGUGGCUUUCAAUCCCAAACUCUGGCAAAUUCAUUAAGUAUUUCAUUAAAGGGCGCAAAGCUGUUCUUGGCAUGGUAAAGAAAUCCAAAUACGGUGAAAUCCUAAAGACUGAAUUGGAGGGACGGCGCACACCUGCCCAGGUUAAAUUCCAGAUGAAGUAUCACAUUCAUGAUAUUGUUGGAGCGGAGUUAGUUGAAUGCAUGCAGACAACAUCAGGGAUGGUAUUACGUUACGUGGAUGGAAACAACUUGUCUUAAGAUUCAAUUAAGUACACAUUUGAAUGAACUGUAUAUUUAUUGCCAUGUUAUGUUUUGGGUUACAAACAGCCCCAAGGCAACAGUGUAUUAAUGUUUGCAUUAUUGAUAAAAUAGUACACAUUAAGAAAAAAAAAAAACAAUUCUCAUUCAUUAAUAGUACAUAUGUCAUUUGAAGUCAAUAUGCAAUCAGAAUUGACCCCAUGUACUGUACUUCCUAAAUACACAUUUGUGGUCUUAUUGUGCACAAUUCAUUAAAGGGCAAAGUCUCGCUCUACAA